Molecule: messenger RNA, 753 nt
Organism: Amaranthus tricolor (Joseph's coat)
Lineage: Eukaryota; Viridiplantae; Streptophyta; Magnoliopsida; Caryophyllales; Amaranthaceae
Product: protein MAINTENANCE OF MERISTEMS-like
Exons: 4
Coding region: 1-753 (250 amino acids)
Source: RefSeq, a predicted model, not a curated record
AUGCAACCUCACCUGAUACUUGUCGUGAACGUCGAUCAGGAUGAGAUCGCCUGGGGUGUGGUGACCUUGGCCUACUUGUAUUGGCAGCUCGGAAUGGCAUCUAGGGCUGGUUGCAAGACCAUUGCGGGUUGCCUCAUAUUGCUCCAGACAUGGAUCUAUGAGUACUUUCCCGCUUUUCGCCCUCAUCCUCACCGAGAAGACGUGCCAAUCAAGACUAGGGCGAAGAUGUGGACAACGAAGAAACCAUUUCGUGAGGUGGACAGGCUGAGGGACUGCCGCAGUGUACUUGACUCCAUGACGGAAACUCAGGUGGAAUGGACUCCGUACGUUUCUGCUCCUAGGGCGUUGCUGAAUGAGCACCCACCCACCACCUUCAUCGGUGGUAUCACUUGCUUUGAUAUCGUCGAGGUGUAUUUGCUGGAGCAGACAGUACGACAGGUCGGCUUUGUGCAGGCUAUUCCCCCCUCCUAUGAGACCAGCGAAGGCUGUGCGACCGGCACACGGUUCCCCUUUAGUGCCCGCAUUGGUGAGCAUGCACUUCGUCGGGCAUCUGUUCCAUCAGAGACUGAAUCUAGUUACGUUGACUGGUUCAGAGUGUACUCGCACCCGUUCUUAGCCCUCGACGAAGGACCGAUUGCCGGUCCUGGUCCUUCUCAGAGCAGAGCUGAAUACUCGAUUCGCUCCAUUGGCGAGACUACCUCCUCUCGCGCAAAUGAACCCCCGGGAAUGACAUGCCUUAGAAUUAUACCUUAA